Manihot esculenta (cassava) is the source of this 739-nucleotide messenger RNA. Its product is annotated as auxin-responsive protein SAUR36. Gene Ontology annotation, biological process: response to auxin. The record is from RefSeq and is a predicted model, not a curated record. The transcript has a single exon. The coding region runs from base 15 to 512 and encodes 165 amino acids. NCBI's taxonomy places the organism in Eukaryota, Viridiplantae, Streptophyta, Magnoliopsida, Malpighiales, Euphorbiaceae.
UAUAUAUAUAGUGAAUGGAAGUGAGUACAGGAAAAGGAAGGAAAUCAAAUUUGAUCAUCCAAACAUGGGAGAGAUGCAAAUCCUUGGGACGCAACAGCAAGAAAACAUCAACAAUCGUUCGUUCUUUAACACAUAAGAGCAAAUCAUGGCCACGGCUUCACGCUUCAAUGGUAGAAGAUGAUGAGAAAAACUCAAGAAAGAAGAGACAAGUAGCUCCUGAAGGAUGCUUCUCAGUUUACGUUGGAGCCCAGAAACAAAGAUUUGUAAUAAAGACUGAAUAUGCAAAUCACCCACUUUUCAAGAUCCUACUUGAAGAAGCAGAAUCAGAAUAUGGUUACAACUCAGAAGGCCCUCUUGAACUCCCAUGCAACGUUGACCUCUUCUACAAGAUGCUUAUGGCUAUGGAUGAAGAUCUUAGCCAGGAAACGAAUCCUCGGGGAUGUGGUUUCUCCUCCUCAUCCGCUUAUCGCCGUCGCAAGCCCGCUCGAAUGAUUGCUAUGAAUAAGUUCUGAAAGCUGAGGAAUAUACUUUUUGUUUUGUUUUUUCACCUUAAUUAAAAAAGGUCCAAAGAAGAAAAGGGCAUUUUAAUUUUUGGCCUUAAUUUGUUAAAUAAUAUUGUAGGUAUGGUGAUCAAGGUCUUGUAUACAUGAUAAGCCAAAAAGGCCACUCCAGUAUCACUAAGUUUAUUAAUAGUUCCUGUAAUAGUCUUUCAAAAUAAUAAAAUUUCAAAUUGCAGCUA